CGAAAACAGCUUUCAGGUUCUCCCCGAAACCUGAACUUCUUCUUUCCCUUCUCUCUGCUAUCUUUAUCUUCCUCAACCUCCUCUCCAUUCCUUCAUCAAUCAAUCAACUCCACAUUAAGUUGUUUGAUCCGAUAUGGCUUCCACGCUCAGACUCGGCACCUCUGCCCUCCGCUCCAGCACUCUUGCUGGCAAGCCUGUCGUUCAGUCUGCUGUCCUCAAUGGCCUGCGCUGCUACUCUACCGGCAAGACCAAGUCCUUGAAGGAGACCUUCGCCGAUAAGCUCCCUAGCGAGCUCGAGAAGGUUAAGAAGCUCCGAAAGGAGCACGGUAACAAGGUCAUUGGCGAGCUUACCCUUGACCAGGCCUAUGGUGGUGCCCGUGGCGUGAAGUGCCUCGUGUGGGAGGGCUCCGUCCUGGACUCUGAGGAGGGCAUCCGUUUCCGUGGUCUCACCAUUCCCGAGUGCCAAAAGCUUCUUCCCAAGGCCCCCGGUGGCGAGGAGCCUCUGCCUGAAGGUCUCUUCUGGCUGCUCUUGACCGGUGAAGUACCCUCGGAGCAGCAGGUUCGCGACCUUUCUGCUGAAUGGGCUGCUCGCUCCGACCUCCCCAAGUUCAUUGAGGAGCUUAUCGACCGCUGCCCCAGCACUCUCCACCCCAUGGCUCAGUUCUCCCUUGCUGUCACUGCUCUUGAGCACGAGUCGGCUUUCGCCAAGGCCUACGCCAAGGGUAUCAACAAGAAGGAGUACUGGCACUACACUUUCGAGGACUCCAUGGACCUCAUUGCUAAGCUGCCCACCAUCGCUGCUAAGAUUUACCGUAACGUUUUCAAGGACGGCAAGGUUGCUCCUAUCCAGAAGGACAAGGACUACUCCUACAACUUGGCCAACCAGCUCGGCUUUGCUGACAACAAGGAUUUCGUUGAGUUGAUGCGCCUGUACCUCACUAUCCACUCCGACCACGAGGGUGGAAACGUCAGUGCUCACACCACCCACCUUGUUGGUAGCGCUCUGAGUUCCCCCAUGCUCUCUCUGUCUGCUGGUCUCAAUGGUCUGGCUGGCCCUCUUCACGGAUUGGCCAACCAGGAAGUUCUUAACUGGCUCACUGAGAUGAAGAAGGCCAUUGGAAACGACCUUAGCGACCAGUCCAUCAAGGACUACCUCUGGUCUACCCUCAAUUCCGGCCGUGUUGUUCCUGGCUACGGUCACGCCGUUCUGCGCAAGACUGAUCCCCGUUACAUGUCCCAGCGCGAAUUCGCUCUCCGCAAGCUGCCUGACGACCCUAUGUUCAACUUGGUCAGCCAGGUCUACAAGAUUGCUCCCGGUGUUCUGACCGAGCACGGCAAGACCAAGAACCCCUUCCCCAACGUUGAUGCUCACUCCGGUGUCCUCUUGCAGUACUAUGGCUUGAAUGAGGCCAACUACUACACUGUCUUGUUCGGUGUCUCCCGUGCCCUGGGUGUUCUUCCUCAGCUGAUCAUCGACCGUGCUCUUGGUGCUCCUAUCGAGCGUCCCAAGAGUUUCAGCACUGAGGCUUAUGCUAAGCUUGUUGGUGCUAAGCUCUGAAUAUCUUGAACGAUAUGAAAAUUUUGAGGGGGGGUAUAUCUUUUACGCUUGACAAGCACAGCCAUUUUUGUAUUAUUUAUUCAACGUCUUGAUUAGACACGGACGUACCAAGUGUUGGGGUUAGUUCGAUUAAUGUAUGAUAGGACUUGUUCGAGCGGGCCUUGUAACAACACUUAAUUCCAUGUCAUCCAUUAUUACUUCAGAUUGGACCUUAAACUAGAUGGGCACGCUGGAUUAACAACCGCGAUUGAUGGUUGAACGAUGCACAAGCAUAAGUACAAGACAAAUAAACACCAGAAAUAUAGCACAGAUAAC
This is a messenger RNA of Aspergillus versicolor CBS 583.65, 1873 nucleotides long. RefSeq names its product citrate (Si)-synthase CIT1 (gene cit1). The transcript has 8 exons. Gene Ontology annotation, biological process: citrate metabolic process; tricarboxylic acid cycle; carbohydrate metabolic process. Bases 134 to 1558 code for a protein of 474 amino acids. The record is from RefSeq and is a predicted model, not a curated record. Lineage: Eukaryota; Fungi; Ascomycota; Eurotiomycetes; Eurotiales; Aspergillaceae. Gene Ontology annotation, cellular component: mitochondrial matrix.